Molecule: messenger RNA, 2301 nt
Organism: Saccostrea cuccullata (small rock oyster)
Lineage: Eukaryota; Metazoa; Mollusca; Bivalvia; Ostreida; Ostreidae
Exons: 2
Coding region: 31-2058 (675 amino acids)
Source: RefSeq, a predicted model, not a curated record
UUCAUUGUUAAACACAUCACGGAAAACAGAAUGGACCACAUUCCUCGACUAUCAGAGGUCCUGUACGUGGGUCUGUGUCGUAAUAUAGGGACACCGAUAGAAGUGGCCAUGAGGAGGGACGUGAUGGACAUGGAGGAGAUGAUCAAGAAACCUGUACAAAUGUAUAAUGGAUGUAGAUAUAUAGACUCUGGUAGUUAUAGGGAGGGAUUUAGGUUUGAUUCCUCUGAUCGGGAUGCAAUGUUUUGGUUUCAUAGCCAUAAAAUGAUAAGCAAUAUUUCUCAGUCCAGCAUUUACGAUGUAUCAAAACAUACCAUUAUUCUAAUGGAGGAAUCGGAUACACCGCCUGGAUUUGUCAGAUUACAACUUCUUACACAGCCAAGGGACAACUUUAUCAAUUCAGCACUUGUUUCCUUGAAGGGUAUACAUUAUCUUUCAAAUUUGUUAUGGAAAGAAAAAUGGCUGCAAUUGAGUAAGGAAAACAAUGGCUAUCUAAAUGUCGAACAUCAUGGUCCUUGUUCGACUGGUUACAUUAGCCACAUUGAAAUUGAUUUUGCUCUUUGUCUUAGCAGUGUACAUUGGACAAAAAUAACAAGUAAUUGGAUCCAACGAUCUUUAAAUUGUGCCUGGCCUCCUGAAUAUGUGUUAACUGAAAUUCUGAAGGACGGUUUUCAUUGUGUUGCUAUCGGGGAUAAUAUCUUAUCUCCUUCCUAUGAAUUAGAGUGGAGAUUAUCGUUUUCUCAAGCCGAACAAAAAUUAGUGUGUACCAUGAACCAUACCCAAUUUUUGUGUUACGGACUCCUGAAAAUAUUUCUGAAGGAAGUAAUCAAUCACAGUAUCCGCGAACCAUUACUUUGUUCAUAUCACAUAAAAACUACAAUGUUCUGGAUAAUUCAGUUGGAAAAUAUUCAAUGGUACCCAAACAAUUUACUGAAUUGUUUCUGGAAAUGUUUCAAAUAUCUCAUUCAUUGUGUUUAUCGUGGCGAGUUUCCCAAUUUUUUCAUUCCACAAAAUAACAUGUUUUCAAACAAACUAAUUGGAUCUACUCGUAGUUGUUUAUUAAAACAACUUAAUCAAUAUUACAGAAUGGGCGUGUCUUGUCUUCUUCUUAGUCCGACUCUCAGAUCAAUCCUCAAUCCAGCUCUAAGGACGCCAUCGUUUGGGGUUCAUUGUGUCGAGGGUCACGUUAAAACUGUUUUAGAAAUAGAUUUGAAUGCCAGUAGGGAAAUUUCUUCUGUUUCAUUUACAAAAGAGACUUGUCAACAAAUUGUUACACAAUUGAAAUCGAUAGAAAGAUUCUUGCAAUUUUCAUUUUCGCCAUACCAAACAGUAACAUUACAAUACUGUACAGCUCAAACUCUUAUUCAAAUGGUGUUUACUUCGGCGCAAAGUUCUUCCUGUAGCACUCAUAAAGAGACAUUUGCAUUAGAAAGAAAAUUUUGCAACAUAUUGAAACUUGCUGGAAGGAUAGGUUGUGUGUCUGAUUUCCUGUAUUUAGCUUUGUAUAACUAUAGUAUUGGUAGUUAUCAUGAAACUGUUAGGUUAAUCCAUUUUAUCAGAGAAAGACUUUCACAGCCUUUCAUCUUGUAUGAUCAUCUUACAGGUGAACAGGGAUAUGAAGCUGUAUGUAGUCUGUCUCCGUCUGGACGAAUGAAAAAGGCAUGGGCAAAUGACCUAAUACUUAAGGUGGGUGUUUUAUAUAUUCGAGAAUUAUUAUUAGAACAAGAAGAAGCCGAGAAAAAUGGAAUGUCCCUAUUUAUAUCUCCAUUUCUUACACUAGAAUGGUUGUCCGUGUUAUCUUACUACAGACUAGGGAAUCAAUCUCUAUAUCAACAGUCACUGUCAGACUUAAAAACUCUGCUGUUAUAUGAUGAUGGGAUGUAUAUAUCUACACAUCAGAGAGAUCUAGCCUGGCAGAUACUUGGGAUUUGUCAGCAAAUUGUUGGGGACUUACAUGGGGCUUUAUAUUCUUAUCAAGAAUCUCUGAAACAGGAGCCAUUCCACCAAAUACAGAAAGCUACAGAAGCUAGAAUAAGCUAUGUUGAAAGGCAACUUCAAUAGAAAUUCUAGGUCUACAAGAGCUGGUGAUUAGAAACAAUGGAAAGAGAUAAUAUUUAAGACAUCAAAAACUUACAUAUGAAACGUGAAGCCAAAAUUAUUUUGUUCGUUAAGUUCAUAUACAAAAUAUUCAGAAUAAUUUUCUAAUUCUUGCUUAAAUUUGUUGAAACCGUUAUUUGUUUUAUUUAACCAGCUUAUUGUCAUUAUUAUCAACUGGUAUACAGUUUUGAGUUGUUUUGCUUUUUG